Molecule: messenger RNA, 669 nt
Organism: Podospora anserina S mat+
Lineage: Eukaryota; Fungi; Ascomycota; Sordariomycetes; Sordariales; Podosporaceae
Exons: 2
Coding region: 1-669 (222 amino acids)
Biological process (GO): ribosomal large subunit biogenesis
Cellular component (GO): nucleolus
Source: RefSeq, a predicted model, not a curated record
AUGCGCGUCGAUAACUGUUUCUUCUGCGGUAGGCCCGCGUGGCCUAGCAAGGGUAUCACCUUUAUGCGCAACGAUGGCAAAUCUUUCCGCUUCUGCCGCUCAAAAUGUCACAAGAACUUCAAGAUGAAGCGCAACCCCCGCAAGCUCAAGUGGACAAAGGCCUAUCGCAAGAACGCCGGCAAGGAGAUGACGGUCGACAGCACUCUGCAGUUUGCCGCCCGCCGCAAUGUGCCCGUCCGCUACGACCGCGAGCUCUUCGCCAAGACCCUCAAGGCCAUGGAGCGCAUCAGCGAAAUCAAGGCCCGCCGCGAGAGAAUCUUCUACAAGAAACGCAUGGCCGGCAAGAGGGCGCGCGAGGUUGCCGCGGCCAGGAAGCUGGUGGCUGACAACGAGCACUUGCUUCCCAGACUCAGGGGCAGCGAGAAGAGGAGGUUGGUUGAGUUGGCUGCUGAGAGGGGUGUCGAUGUUGAGGAGCUGGAGAGAGAGGAGCUCGCCGCCAAGGCUUCCGGGAAGAAGAGCAAGGCUUUCGGUGGUGAGGUGAAGAGAUUGAGGGUCAGGACUGACGGUGGCGUGGAGGAAAUUACCGAGUCUUUUGGCGGUGUUGUGGGCGAGGAUGACGACGAGGACGACGGAUUCGAGGACGAGGAUGAUGAGAUGGAUACCGACUGA